Molecule: messenger RNA, 414 nt
Organism: Pelobates cultripes (western spadefoot toad)
Lineage: Eukaryota; Metazoa; Chordata; Amphibia; Anura; Pelobatidae
Source: the annotation of a GenBank genome assembly
AUGGUGUUCCUGCAGGAGACGCAUUUCCAUCAAGGGGAUGCCCCAAAGCUGGGAAACAAACGUUACCCAUUAGGGUAUUAUGCUAACCACCCUGAGGCCAAAAAAGCGGGAGAGGCGAUACUGUUUGCGAGUACGACACAGUUUCAAUGCACGGCGAUGCAAGCAGACCCCCAAGGGCUAUAAUUAUUUCUCAAAGGUAACGUUGCGGACUUUACAUACACCUUCACUUGCUUAUACGGCCCCAACAGACGGCAACAUACUUUCAUCGGACAAACCCUAGCCAAACUGGGGAGAUUUCGGGAGGGAUUGCUGGUGGUGGCGGGAGACUUAAACCUUCCGCUGGACCCCCGCCUGGACUCGUCCAGGGGUGUCAGUAUGAUCCCCACACACUGCCUACGGGCAACGCUACGCUAA